This is a messenger RNA of Aphanomyces invadans, 3291 nucleotides long. RefSeq lists its product as hypothetical. Bases 1 to 3291 code for a protein of 1096 amino acids. Gene Ontology annotation, biological process: protein import into nucleus; poly(A)+ mRNA export from nucleus; transcription-dependent tethering of RNA polymerase II gene DNA at nuclear periphery. Gene Ontology annotation, molecular function: structural constituent of nuclear pore; protein binding. The record is from RefSeq and is a predicted model, not a curated record. Lineage: Eukaryota; Oomycota; Saprolegniomycetes; Saprolegniales; Verrucalvaceae. Gene Ontology annotation, cellular component: nuclear pore outer ring. The transcript has 4 exons.
AUGAUGUUCCAUGGCACAACAAGCCAUGCAACUUCGUCUCCUCCAUCCAUCGUCGAGAAGAAACGAACGGUGUCUGUGCACUCGUCGCCGCUGUCUCCUCGUCGUCCACCAACCUUGCACAGAUCUUCUUCCAUCGACCUCACCGUGCUAUCGGAAGACUCGACACACGCCCACCACAUUCUCCAGACCAUGGAUGAAUCUGACGAAGAUGCACAUGCAUUUCUUGAGCAUUCUAGGCAGGGGCAUGUCACGUUCCAUCGAGUUCAAUUGCCUGGCCACGAACUCGGAUUCUUCGCCGUGGUUGGUGCGACUCACCUUGUGCUGUGGAACUCUCACCCCGUGCACCGUGCGAUCGGUGGCAAGGAUAGCCCCGCGCUGCAUUUGCAGACGUUGACGACACUUGCGUUUCCACCGGAGAUGACGCCGUUGGCGGAUAGGGCAGAUCCCCACGUUGUCCUUGCUGCCACGUCGUACCACAACGCGUCCAAGAUCUGUGCGUUACUCAUCUCACGAAAUGGCCGUAUCUGCUUUUGGGACGACAUCAGCAGCAGUCGCCACCACGGCGGGUCCUCUGUCCCCGUGGUGACCCGUCUAUCCAUGGACGACUCCGCUGAGUCCGUCGUGAGCGCUUCCUCGCAAUUCCCCGUCAUCGCUGCCACAACGUCUCAAACUUUGUGGGAAAUCAAACUCGACGACGACGAUCGAUCGUCCCUUCGCGUAUCCAAACUGCGCUCUCGUCGACAAGGUCUGUGGUCGCAUGUGACUCGCUUCCUGACGUCGUCGACACCGUCACCCGUUCUCCUUACCAAGUCCAUCCCAACGUCAUCGGAGCUGCUUGUACUUCACGUGGACUCGACGCUGACGCGGUGUGUUGUGGCAAGCAGCGCGAGCCACGAAGCGCUGUGGUCGUUCCAGUUAUGCGGGUUCCUCAUGGAUUACUUUGCCCAGCACGAAGAUGGCAUCUUGGUAUAUGCACAGUGCCUGGCCUUACCGUUCGCCACUUCGACGCACUUUUCUCUCGUGGUGGGCUUUCAAACCGGCACGAAUGUCCUUUUGUACCUGUUUGAGUUUUUGGCGACAAUGGCCGACUUGCCGCAGUACCGCCGAUCCCUCCGCGUUGGCACCGUCCCAUCCUUGGAUCAAAUUCAAAGCGUGCCAGUCAACGACCAGAGUUUGUACUUGGUGACGCCGACAACGCUCUUUGCCGUGUCUGUCCCGGCGUUCCCAGACAUGCCGCUGCACGUGCAUGCAAUCUCGCUGCCACAUCCCAUCGCAAGCGGCGUCGGAGUCCUGCACCAGUCGCUUUUGUACCUCCAUACGCAGCACCAGCCCCCGUCUGUGCGACAAAUCCGAUCCUUUGAGUGGACUUUGACGCCGACAGACUCGAUCCUGCCGGACCCCAAACGAUACAAGGUAACCGACAAACACUUUGCUUCGACCACAUUGGAUCUGCACCAGCACCGCAGCCUGGCCGAGUGGAAGGCGGUCUUGGUCGAUCGAUUCCAGCAGUUUGACAUCUCGACCGUGAGCUUCCACGUGGACCUGUCCGCGUCGGCGUUGCCAGGCGGUCUGUCGCAAGCUGUCGUGGAAUUGGCGCAUGAAAUUAUCGAUGCGAAACCAGCCACGGGGCUGCAUUGGGGCAAAGACCAGGCUGGCUCGGUGUACGCGCCGCAGCUGGUCAAAUACCAGCUCCAGGAAAAAUCGACGAGAUACCGCCACUUUCUCCGGUUCCUAACGUCCACAGGGUUGCUUGCAAUGGUCCAAUCGAAUGCCCGCCAUCAACUCGUGGAGUUGAACGAAAAACUGGUGGCCGCGACGGCUGCCCUGGUUUAUGCUGAAGACCACGAUCAAGUAGACCAAAAGCUCCUUCGUGCAAUGCACGCCGUCUUGGUCAACCACCGCGGGUACACCACGGACCAAAUGGAUGCCACUGGGUUCAGCGUGCUGGACUUGUUCUAUGGCGACGUCAGCCACGUUCAUCAACUCGCAAUGGAAUGGCUGCCCGACACCAACAAGUCCGCUUCCAACCAACCCAACGUGAUCGUUGCCAUGCUCCAAGCCGUCGAAGCCUGGCGUCGUGAUCAAGACGUGCUCGCCGUGGACGAAAGUGUGGGUGAGAUGGAUCCAUGGACAGCGCAGCCCGCCAUCCGCACAGCGUGCCGACGCAUGCUGCAAGCCGGAGACCGGACUCGUGCCUUGCUGAUGCUUGUGCCAAACAUGGUGCCUUACAUGGAUGCCGAAGAGAAGUCGGCAUGGGCCAAGUUUGUGCUCGUGCCUUUGGUCGCCUCCGCAUUGACGCCCACUCAAGAUUCCGACACAUUCCAAGAGCUCGUGGUGGACUUAGUCUACUCCUUUGAAUUCCUUGAAGGCAUUGCAGUGCUAUCGCCGGAACGCCGCCUGCAUGAGUUUAUCGAAGGCGCGCGCCCUGACAUUGCCACGUUCUUCUUUCAAUGGUAUGCUGGGUUAGUCUCGAAUCCAUGGGCAACUCCUUCGUCUCCGUCGAAGAAUUCCCCAUUGGAUCUCAACUCGCUCCUCCAUCCGCCGUCGUCGCUCUUGCCAGCCUUGUACGCAUUCCUCAAGUCGCAACGAGGGUCUAACUUGGCGCAGUAUGCGUGGAUGGUCGCUGUGCAACUGGACAAGUUCGACGAUGUGGCGAGCUGUGCAUACGCGGAUGCCACAGCGUCGAGUGACAUCUCGCUGCAAAAGACAAUGCUCAGUAUUGGCAAGUUGGCCGCCCUGGCAACGCAAACUCCAUCCACCGCCACGACGACUCCCCCCCACACAUUCGAUCGAGCACUUCUGCGAGUGCGUGUUGAAGAAGCGCUUCAAUUGCCGCAGUCGCUGCCGGUGGAUCAAGUGCUUCAAGCUUGUCUGGAUGAAAUGGCCAAGGCCGUGGCACCUGCCGCCCAUGACACUUUCAGUCAUGACGGCGACAAAACUCGAGUGACGCAUUGGAUCGGCUUAGCAUUGGACGUUGUGCUGUCAUGCGAAAAUGACCGCGGGACUUUUGAUGCGUUGAAGCGACAAUUUUGGCGACACGCCGUGCGAGUCGACGCUCCGUUGUGGCAGCACAUUGUGACGCUGUAUAGCUCGUGCACGAGUGAAACGGAGGUCGAGCAUGCGAUGCGCACCACCGUCGUGUACUUGGCAGGCAACCACCACCCAAGCACAAAACUCACGCCCGACCUCAUCGAUGUGCUGGUCAAGGACCCAACGUUGACGGGGAUCAGCAUCAAGGCACGGCCGUUGCUCGUGAAGACGUUAGCGCUCGUGGACAGAACGCCCCCUUGA